GUGACUUGGAUCCGACAUCGUGAUCUGCAUCUACUGACCGUAGGUAGAUUCACGUACACGUCUGAUCAGAGGUUCGCAAGCAUCCACAACGCUAUGACUGAGGAUUGGACACUGCAAGUCAGGUAUCCGCAGCGCAGAGAUACCGGAAUCUACGAGUGCCAGGUUGGCACGACGCCACCUAUCGGCAUCCUGAUGACACUCAGCGUCGUCGAGCCGGUGACCACGCUUCUGGGCGGACCGGAAAUGUACAUCAACAAAGGAAGCACCAUGAAUUUGACCUGCAUUGUAAAGCACAGCCCGGAACCACCCCCGAGCAUCUACUGGACUCACAAUUCGGCCGAAAUAAAUUACGAUUCACCGCGCGGCGGCGUCAGCGUCAUCACGGAGAAAGGCGACAACACCGUCAGCUAUCUGCUGGUCCAGAGGGCUCGCGACUCCGAUUCCGGAAAGUACACGUGCAAUCCAUCCAAUGCCAAUCCAAAAUCGUUAAUCGUUCACGUGCUCAAUGGUGAGCAUCCAGCUGCGAUGCAACACGGCGGUCAGCUGAGAUUGGAAUAUCCUGUAACGGCUUGUCUGCUCAGCGUUCUGCUCGUCCUCCUGGGAAUCUAAUCCGACGUCCAAGCUGCUGACGCGAAGAGGAAGACACACACACAAACAUACACACUGACACACUUAUGUACACACCAUAGAACACAAACAAACAUAUUAGUAACCUCUCGCAGCAAAGGGACUCUUAUUUACGUGAACUAACAACAACUUGUGAACCUAUCUAUUUAUACAUAAAUACACACGUUCACGCACAUCGUCAGCUCGAGCAAAUUUGCAAAUCCCGGCAACGAUUAUUAAAUAUGUCCUUUAAACAUAUACAUUUACAGGAAAUGCAGACAAAGAAGAAAACAAACAAACAAAAAAACUAAACUAAAUAUAUAUAUAACACAUUCGUAGGUGUAAAGAAAGAACCAGACGAUUUUUUAAAAAAAAUAAACGAUAAAUUAUUUUAAAAGUAAAUAUCACAAACAAAUCCACGAAGUAAAUCGUAAAACUCUUUUUAAAAAAAUAAUCUAAAACUAAUUUGUACAUAUUUCUUAACCGAAACGGUUAUUUAUUAAAUA
Nicrophorus vespilloides is the source of this 1112-nucleotide messenger RNA. RefSeq names its product neuronal cell adhesion molecule-like. NCBI's taxonomy places the organism in Eukaryota, Metazoa, Arthropoda, Insecta, Coleoptera, Silphidae. Gene Ontology annotation, cellular component: neuron projection membrane. Gene Ontology annotation, biological process: synapse organization. The record is from RefSeq and is a predicted model, not a curated record.